This is a messenger RNA of Melitaea cinxia (Glanville fritillary), 1789 nucleotides long. RefSeq names its product G2/mitotic-specific cyclin-B3 (gene CycB3). The record is from RefSeq and is a predicted model, not a curated record. The transcript has 7 exons. Gene Ontology annotation, cellular component: cytoplasm; cyclin-dependent protein kinase holoenzyme complex; nucleus. Gene Ontology annotation, molecular function: cyclin-dependent protein serine/threonine kinase regulator activity. The coding region runs from base 1 to 1551 and encodes 516 amino acids. Gene Ontology annotation, biological process: mitotic cell cycle phase transition; regulation of cyclin-dependent protein serine/threonine kinase activity. NCBI's taxonomy places the organism in Eukaryota, Metazoa, Arthropoda, Insecta, Lepidoptera, Nymphalidae.
AUGGCGCCAAUAAGGAUGGCGUCUAAGACCAGUGGCGUCAAUGAAAACAUGAACGGCUUGAGCCACGGAAUUACAACGAGGAGUAAGCAAUUAGCUUCUCUGAAGAGUUACAAAGACAGUAUGAAGGUGCCAAACAAAAGGAAAGCAGACAGCCCCUUGAAAGACAUGACUGCUAAAAGAGCGGCGUUUGGGGACAUCACGAAUGCUUUUAACAAAUCAAGCGCCAAUCAUGAAAAAGACAAGACCAUGCCGAUGAAAAAAGUCACAGUGGAAAGUAAAAUGCUCCCAACCUUAAAGAGUGUCAAACCACAAACCACAGCUGUAAAUGGUAAGGCCUCCAAAACAAAACAAUUGCAAAAAGCAGCAACCAAUGCAUUAGAGUCUGUGCAGAAGCAUUUUGCCAAAGACCCGCCCAAAGUGAUAUCGACCAGAUCACAAAAUGGCAUCCUCAAGAACAUUGAGAAGAAAUCACUCGGUAAAGAGAAUCAGAAUCAAAGCCAGAGUUCAGCUAAGUCUGCCAGGAGUGAUGUUUCUGGAGAGCCAUCAUUAUAUGUUACAGCUUUAGAAAAUAUCACUCCAAAUGAGGCUACAAAGGAUGGAUACAAAAUGAUAAGCGAGAAACUUGACAAAGUGAACUUAGAUGACACAGUCAAUAGGUCUUUGGAUGAGGAAACCGACAACCCGCAUGAGGUGCCCGAGGGGGUGACUGACUUUGACAAGGAAAACUGGAAUGAUCUCACGCAAGUGUCCAACUACGCUAUGGACAUUUUUAACUACUUAAAGAGUAGAGAACGUCUCUACGUAAUCGACGACUACCUCGCACGGAUGAAGGGUAUCACGACAUGGAUGCGCGCCCUCCUUGUUGAUUGGAUGGUGGAGGUCCAAGAAAGUUUCGAACUAAACCACGAGACCUUAUACCUAGCUGUAAAGCUGGUAGAUCUAUACCUCACAAAGUCUAGCAAGACUCUGCCCGAGAAAGAGCAUCUGUCGAAAGAUGAUUUGCAAUUGCUCGGUGCGUCGUCAAUGUUCAUCGCAUCCAAGUUUGACGAACGAAUUCCACCACUAGUAGACGAUUUCCUAUACAUCUGUGACGGCGCGUACCCACUUCCAAAGUUGCUGGCUAUGGAGAUAAAAAUACUACAGGUCAUCGACUUCAACCUCGGCAUACCACUCUCCUAUAGGUUCCUUAGGAGAUACGCUCGGUGCGCGCGCGUGUCGAUGCCGACGCUGACGCUGGCGCGCUUCGUGCUGGAGCAGUGCCUGCUGGAGUACGCGCUGGCGGCGCGCUCCGACAGCCUCAUGGCGGCCGCCGCGCUCUACCUCGCCCUGCGCAUGAAGGCGCUGGGCGGCUGGACGCCCACGCUGGAGUACUACACAGGUUACAUGUUGAAGGACAUCCUUCCCAUAGCAAUAGAAAUCAAUGCCGCUCUACACAAAAAACCUAAAUCAGCAAUCAGCACAGUAAGGAAUAAAUACUCGCACACAGUCUUCUUUGAAGUAGCAAAAGUUCCACUCAUCGACGACGCAGCCCUCAGCAGUGGAAGGAGUUAGGGCAAUUGUAUACUGUUAAAGAUUAAAGGUAGGUCAAAAAUAUAUCAUACAUGUAAUCCUGAAGGCUCCAAGAUCCAUCCCACCUAGCUUCAUUGUUUAAAAUCAUCAAUCUAUUUAACAAUAUUGAUUGUUAAUGUAACUAAGCCUUGUAGAAAUCAACUACUUUUGGGAAAUGCCACGGUGCGUGUAUAACUUGAACGUUUUUAAAUUGUUAAGUAAUAAAAUAAUUUCGUUUGUA